AUGUACACAAGGGAAUUUGCCAUCAGGAUGUUGCUCCUGCUGCUUCUGCUGCUUCCUAAUAUACUGUCCCAAGGACAAAGUGCUAAAUGCGCAACAAAUCAUCCUGUUCAUGUUCCACACGAGUGGUAUGAGCCAGGAGACCUGGUCAUUGGUGCAAUGGCGUCUCAUAUUUAUUACAUAGUCCGCAAGGUUUCCUUCAAGAAACACCCUUCCCAAGACUUCAUUGAUGCCCCACUGGUUUUGACAAAGUUCUACCAGCAAAUCCUGGCCUUGGUGUUUGCUGUUGAUGAGAUCAACGAGAAUCCCAGGAUGUUGCCCAAUGUCUCUCUCGGCUUCCACAUCUAUGAUAGCUAUUAUGAUUCAAAGAUGACCUACAGAAAUACUCUGGACCUGCUCUUUAAAUCACGUCACUUUGUUCCCAACUACAGGUGUGGCAUCCAGAAAAAUGUCAUAGGAGCCAUUGGGGGACUCAGCUCUGAUACCUCCUGGUGCAUGGCAAACCUCUUAGGUCUUUUCAAGAUUCCACAGCCUCUGAACAAGCGAGAUAAAACAAAACAAUAUAUUCUGUGUGGAAUUUACAUCCCGAGUUCCCUCUGUAUGUUCACGAUGUCUCUUCACAAAAUGAUGUUUCCACCAAGCCAGUCCAAAAAUCUUCUCAACUUGGGCAGCAGCCAAAUUUCAUAUGGUUCAUUUGAACCAGCCAUAAAUGAUGGAACCAAGUUCCCUUCCUUUUACCGCAUGGUCCCCAAUGAAGACCUUCAGUAUCAGGGAAUUAUCCAGUUACUUCUGCAUUUCAGAUGGAAAUGGGUUGGGCUCAUCACUCCAGCUAAUGAAGCUGGGGAACGUUUCUUACAGACAAUUGAGCCAAUGCUUUUCAAGAAUGGAAUCUGUUCGGCAUUCACAGAAAGCGUCAAACCCAAUAUACAUUAUAACAGUAACUUACUAGAAAUGCUGGAGGACUCAAGGAUUUUGUUACCAACUUUCACAACCAGCAGAGCCAAGGCAAUUCUUCUAUAUGGAGAAAGUAGAUCUAGUAUAUGGUUGUCAAGUGCUUUAAGCAUGAUGGAGUUUACUCAGCUACUAUUUCCUCAAAAGAAGUCACAUGAAGGAAAACUCCACUCAUUCCUGCAGAGAAUCUCAUUCAACAACAGUGCUGGAGAUGAAAUUACAUUAAAUGAAUAUGGAGAGUUAGCAGCUGGCUUUGAUAUUACCAACUUGGUCACUUUCCCAAAUAAUUCCUAUGUCAGAGUCAAAGUAGGCAGGUUGGAUCCUCAGGCCCCUCCGGGCAAAGAGCUCACCAUUAAUGAAGACAGAAUCAAAUGGAACAGACGCUUCACUAAGGUGCCACCGCUUUCUCUAUGUAAUGCCAACUGCCAUCCUGGUUACGGGAAGAAAAAGAAGGAGGGGAAGAAGUUUUGCUGCUAUGAUUGUGAUCCAUGUCCAGAAGGAAUGAUUUCAAAUGAGAAAGACAUGGAAACAUGUGUCAGUUGCCCAGCAGAUCAGUAUCCAAACAGCGGCCAGGAUCUUUGCAUUCCUAAGAUUCCAAACUUCCUAGCCUUUGAUGAAACCUUGGCCAUUGUUUCAUCUUCCUCUGCACUUUUAUUCACUCUAAUCACAAUUCUGGUGCUCAGCAUCUUCAUUAAGCAUCGUAAUACAGCCAUAGUCAAAGCCAACAACCGAAGCCUCACCUAUGGUCUCCUUAUCUCCCUCCUCUUGUGUUUCCUCUCUUCUUUGCUGUUUAUCGGAAAACCUAAUAUGGUGACUUGCCUUCUCCGACAAACUGCUUUUGGCAUUGUCUUCUCUGUGGCCCUCUCCAGCAUCUUAGCCAAAACCAUACUGGUGGUUUUGGCAUUCAUGGCUACCAAACCAGGAUCCAAUAUGAGGAAAUGGGUAGGCAAAGAACUGGUUUAUUCCAUUGUCUUUUCCUGCUCCAUUGUUCAAGUAGGAAUCUGUGUCCUCUGGCUGGCAACCUCUCCCCCAUUCCCAGAUGUGGACAUGCACUCAAUGCCUGAAGAAACCAUAUUUCUAUGUAAUGAAGGGUCAGUCUCCAUGUUCUAUUGUGUUUUGGGCUACAUGGGAUUACUGGCCACUUUCAGCUUCACGGUGGCCUUCUUAGCCAGGAAGUUGCCUGACAGUUUCAAUGAAGCCAAGUUCAUCACCUUCAGCAUGCUGGUCUUCUGCAGUGUUUGGCUCUCCUUCAUUCCAACCUACCUGAGCACCAGAGGAAAAUACAUGGUGGCUGUGGAGAUCUUCUCCAUCUUUGCUUCUGGUGCUGGGUUACUGGCUUGCAUUUUUUCCCCUAAAUGCUACAUAAUUGUGGUGAGGCCUGACCUGAACAACAAAGAGCAGUUAACACAAAGAAAGAAACACCCUUCCCAGGACUUCGUGGAUGCCCCAAUGGUGUUGACAAAGUUCUACCAGCAAAUCCUGGCCUUGGUCUUUGCUGUUGAUGAGAUCAAUGAGAAUCCCAGGAUGUUGCCCAAUGUCUCUCUCGGCUUCCACAUCUAUGAUAGCUAUUAUGAUUCAAAGAUGACCUACAGAAACACUCUGGACCUGAUCUUUAAAUCACGUCACUUUGUUCCCAACUACAGGUGUGGCAUCCAGAAAAAUGUCAUAGGAGUCAUUGGGGGACUCAGCUCUGAUACCUCCUGGUGCAUGGCAAACGUCUUAGGUCUUUCAAGAUUCCACAGGUAG
Podarcis muralis (Common wall lizard) is the source of this 2694-nucleotide messenger RNA. The record is from RefSeq and is a predicted model, not a curated record. Lineage: Eukaryota; Metazoa; Chordata; Lepidosauria; Squamata; Lacertidae.